UCAGAGGAACUUCCCUUCCAGGAAUCUGGAAGUUGAGCUGCAGAGGGACUGGCAGCGAUUUUGUGACUGACUGCCCUGUGAGGAGGAGUGAAAAAGUCCAGGCCGAGGUUUGCUCUGGGGUGGACUGUGAUUUCUGUGUGUGUGUGUGUGUGUAUGUGUGUGUGCGCGCGCGCGCAUGCGUGGGUGGUGGGUGGCAAUAAAGAUUACGCCCUACUGUGAAAAUAAUCAGGACUUUGCUUUCUAUCUCUCUCCCUCUGCUUUCUCUUUGGAGAAUCCAUGCCACAUCAGAGAUCAGGGUGGGAGGUGAGCGAAGGGCAGGCACUUGGGGUUCAGAAGAAGGGCAUUCCCAGGAGCACAACCCCAGGCAUAAGGAAGGCUGGUGCAGCCCCUGGGAGAAAUCCCCUCCGUGGGAGGGCAGUCUGCAGAGACGUGCUCUGGCUCCCAGGGCUAGUCCUGAAAAUAGGGGGAAAUAACCUAUCCAGUUUCUUGGGUUGGAUCUGUUCUUAGACACUGUGUGUGCAAAGUUAAGGCCUCUCCAACAUCCUCUCUCAGCACCCUCCCCACAAACUCCCAGCAAGGGGAGGGCAGCAGGGCUGGGAGCCUGAGCAGCUGCCACUGUGGGGAAGGGCAGACCCUCUGCUCUGGUCCCUGCUCCUCUGUCUCCAGCUCUCAGUCCUCACUGGUGGACACUGGGGGUCCAGGACAGGAGCCCACAAUGGUCAGGUCUUGCCCUCUGCUUCCUGCCUCCCCACAUCCUGGUUUUGCAAAUUCCCUCUGCCUCAGGCACCCUGACCUUGUCCUGGGAGACCUGUCCUCCCCUGGAGGGAGACAGUCACCUCCCUUGUGCCCAGGGCCUCUGCUCCCAGCACCAACACCAUCUCUACCACUCUCUCCAGCUCUCCUGCCUCAGUGUGGUCUCCAUGGAAAUUGGACUAAACUUUUUCUUUGAGGCUUUGUGGGGUCCACAGAAUCAGACAUGGGGGUGUGAGGAGAGUCGUAUCACUGACCCCAUGCACUCUGCUCCCAAACCAUUCCCCUCUGUUAUUACCAGGUCAGGCAGACUCCUCCCAAGUUCAUUUGACACAGAGAGUCUAUCAUUCUCCCUCCCUGACUUCUCUUGUCUCCUACAACUUUUUCUAGAAAACCUGUCUGCUUCUCUAUUUCUAAUAGUACCUGAUGAGAACACUUUCUGCCACAAAGGAAUGUACUUUACUUGGAUAUUCUGGGACCAUUGGCAGGUAUGAAGCAUUGAAUGAUGGUUGGUGGGACUCCAACACUGAAUUUAAAUGUGAUUAUUGAAUUUUAAUCUACACUGAAUGGAGCAAAUGUAACAGGGAUCACCCUAUUUUGCCACACAGGGACUUGUGAGGCAUCUUUCAAAUUGUAAUUCAUUAUGUCUCCAGAGAGACGACUUAACACCUGUGCAGGCUCAGAGGCUCAGGUCAGGCUUAAUCCUUCACUCAGAAAAUCCUGUCUGAUUCAUCUCUGCCUAUAGCUACUCAGUAGAAUUUUCAGGAAGAGCCAUGGCCUCAAUCCCAAGUAUCAGGAAGAUGAGGGAGGAAGCCACGUGCUACGUCUGCCAGCUGCUAAUGAUGGAGCCUGUGAGCAUCUACUGUGGGCACAGCUUCUGCCACUGGUGCAUAACUGGCUACAUUGGUCAGAGUUUCUAUUGGGCAUUUAUUGUGAUGAUGUGUCCCUGUGCCCUGUGUGGAACAUCAUUUCAAAGGGAGAGUCUCCAACCCAACAGGCCACUGGAAAACCUCAUUGAGACCAUCAAGGAGCUGGAGCAUGAGAAGCUGUGUGAGGAACAUGGGAAGCAGCUCCUCCUGUUCUGUGAGGAUGAUGGGCAGCUCAUCUGCUGGCGCUGUGAGUGCUCCCCCAGCACAGAGGACACAGCACGGCUCUAGCAGAGAACGUAUGUCCAGGCUACAAGGAAUCCGGAAGUGGAGCUGCAGAGCGACUGGCAGAGAUUUUGUGACUGACUGCCCUGGGAGGAGGAGUAAAAAAGUCCAGGCCAAGAGAGAAGACUUCGACACCUGUGCAGGCGCAGAGUUUCAGGUGAGGCUUCUGUCCUUCACUCUGGAAAAUCCUGUCUACUUCAUCUCUGCCUCUACCUGAUAUUGGAGCUUUUCAGGAAGGGCCAUGGCCUCAGCCACAGCUACCAAGAAGAUGAGGGAGGAAGCCACGUGCUCCAUCUGCUUGGAGCUGAUGACAGAGCCCGUGAGCAUCCACUGUGGGCACAGCUUCUGCCGCCGGUGCAUAGAGGGCAUCCUUGAGAACGCACAAGGGACGUCAUCCCUGAGGGAGCCCCAAUGUCCCCUGUGCCGGGCACCAUUUCAAAGGGCGAGUGUCCGAUCCAACAAGCAGCUGGAAAACCUCAUUCAAACUCUCAAGGAGAUUGACCUUGAGAGACUGUGUGAGGAGCACGGGGAGCGGCUCCACCUGUUCUGUGAGGUCGACAGGCAGCUCAUCUGCUGGCGCUGUGAGCGCUCCCCCCAGCACAGAGGACACCGCACGGCUCUAGUGGAGGACGUGUAUCCAGGCUACAAGGAAAAGCUCCAGGAAAUUGUGACAAAACUGAGAGCAGCGCAAGACCGCUGUGUGAUAUUGAAGUUGGACAAGAAAAAUGAAAGAACACAAUGGGAGAAGAACAUAGAGCUUCGGAGACAAGUAAUCCAGUCUGAGUUUAGGAAUCUCCACAACUUCCUCGAUGAUGAGGAGAGAGAUUAUUUAAGGAGACUGGAGAAAGAGAAAGAGCAGCUGCUGAGGAGACUGCAGGAAGAUGAAGCCAGUCUGGUAAAGCAGAGCUCUGAACUUGAGAGCCUCAUCCUGGAAUUAGAGAAGAAAUGUCAAGAAUCAGCCCAGAAUUUGCUGCAGGGUGUGAAAGAUUCACUGAAAAGGCAUUCAGAUGUGGAGCUGAAAAUACCAGAGGUCCUCUCUCUGGACCCUCAAACUGUGUGCAAUGUUUCUGAGCUUUACUGUGAUGUGAGGAAAAUGUUACAGCGCUACCAAGUCAGCGUGACUCUGGAUCCAGACACAGCUCAUCAUGAAUUAAUUCUGUCUGAGGAACGGAGACGUGUGACCCGCGGCAGCCCCCAGGAGAAGCAUUUCCGUUUUAGCGGAUUCUAUGCCUUAGCCUGUGUCCUGGGCUGUGAGGGCUUCACCUCAAGAAGACAUUACUUCGAAGUGGAUGUGGGAGCAGCAAGAUCUGGGUGGGAGUUAGGAGUUUGUGGGAAAAAUGUGCAGAAGAUCUGGGAAAUAAUCAGAGGGCCUCAGUCUGGAUUCUGGUACAUCAGACUCUGCCAGGAGAAUGGCUACAUGGCCCUCACCUCUCCCCCAACUUCUCUUACAUUGAAGGAGCCGCCCCUGCUGGUGGGGGUUCUUCUGGACUAUGAGGCUGGACUUGUGUUCUUUUACAACAUGACCACAGGCUCCCUCAUCUUCACCUUCCCAAGGGCCUCCUUCUCUGGUACUCUUCGGCCUUAUUUCCAGGUUAAUCAUUGUUCUUCUUUAUUCCUCCCUCCACCAUUGCAGUAAUUUUAAGAACAGUCUCUUUUGUUGAACCAUUAUAGAAAUAUAAUGUGAGUUCUACUGGCAAAGAAAUAUCAUCUGUUUUCCUUGCUGCUCUUUCCCUUAAACUGGAGCAUUUCUGAGUUC
Molecule: messenger RNA, 3657 nt
Organism: Talpa occidentalis (Iberian mole)
Lineage: Eukaryota; Metazoa; Chordata; Mammalia; Eulipotyphla; Talpidae
Product: E3 ubiquitin-protein ligase TRIM38-like
Exons: 8
Coding region: 2143-3537 (464 amino acids)
Molecular function (GO): protein binding; zinc ion binding
Source: RefSeq, a predicted model, not a curated record